Melopsittacus undulatus (budgerigar) is the source of this 1068-nucleotide messenger RNA. RefSeq names its product inhibin beta E chain. The transcript is spliced from 2 exons. Gene Ontology annotation, molecular function: cytokine activity; hormone activity; growth factor activity. The coding region runs from base 1 to 1068 and encodes 355 amino acids. Lineage: Eukaryota; Metazoa; Chordata; Aves; Psittaciformes; Psittaculidae. Gene Ontology annotation, cellular component: extracellular region. The record is from RefSeq and is a predicted model, not a curated record.
AUGGCGACGCGCGGCGCGGGCCCGUGGCUGCUGCUGCUGCUGUCGGUGGUGCUGUGCGCGGCGGCGGCCGAGUCCCGGUGCCCGUCGUGUGCUGCGGGAGCGGAGCGGCGGCUGCUGGAGGAAGCGGCCAAGCGGCAGCUGCUGGAGAAGCUGCGGCUCCGUGAGCGGCCGCGGCUCGUUCACGCCGUGCCCCGCGCCGCCGUGGCCCGUGCCCUGCGGCGGCUGCAGGGGGGCAGCACCCGCCGGGGCCCCGACGGCGACGACGACGGCGAGGAGCAGGGCUACGAGAUCAUCAGCUUCGCGCAGCCAGAGACCACGUCUCCCUCUCGCCUGGGGCUGCAGUUCCAGUUCAGCCGCGCACAAGACCAGGACGUUCACAUCCUGCAGGCUCAGCUCUGGCUCUACCUCCGAGUCCUACGGGAGCCGGGAGCCAGCCUCACCCUGCGGAUCUUCCUGGCUGCUGGGGAAGGGGAUCUGGUGGGGGGCAACCGCACGCUGCUGAGUGAGAGGCAGCUGAGCGUGCGGGGCAGCGGCUGGCAUGCCUUCACCCUCCUGCCUGCCCUGCACAGCUUCUUUGGGGGAGAGCAGAGGACCCUGCGGCUGGAGCUGGAGAGCCGUGGGGAUGGGGGUGAUGCGGCAAUAGCCAAUGCCAGCUGGUCCCACCAGCCCUUCUUGGUGGCCAAAGCGAAGGUGAGAGAGCCAGGUCACCAUGUGGCCAAGCGCAGCCUCCGCUGCAGCCAGAACUCCAACCUCUGCUGCCGCAAGGACUACUAUGUGGAUUUCCGAGACAUCGGUUGGAAUGACUGGAUCAUUAAGCCUGAGGGCUACCAGAUAAACUACUGCGUGGGCCAGUGCCCCCUACACGUGGCUGGCAGCCCGGGGAUGGCCUCUUCUUUCCAUACAGCUGUCUUCAACCUGGUCAAAGCCAACAAUGUCCAAGCAUCAGGGCACUCCUGCUGUGUGCCCACACGGCGCCGGCCGCUCUCUGUCCUCUACUUCGAUCGCAACAGCAACAUUGUCAAGACUGACAUCCCUGACAUGAUCGUUGAUGCCUGUGGCUGUAGCUAG